This is a messenger RNA of Melampsora larici-populina 98AG31, 531 nucleotides long. RefSeq lists its product as uncharacterized. Bases 1 to 531 code for a protein of 176 amino acids. NCBI's taxonomy places the organism in Eukaryota, Fungi, Basidiomycota, Pucciniomycetes, Pucciniales, Melampsoraceae. Gene Ontology annotation, molecular function: ATP binding; protein serine/threonine kinase activity. The record is from RefSeq and is a predicted model, not a curated record. The transcript has 3 exons. Gene Ontology annotation, biological process: protein phosphorylation.
AUGGUGCAUGCCGCGUGUCUACUUGACCAAUUUACGAGGGUUGUUCGGUUCCGAGUUAGAAAUCUCAGCGCUGAAGAACACUUGCUCCUUUCGCGUUUGCAUGUCGUGGAGAACUUAGUCUUGCGUCAGAGACUCGAUUCCGAAGGCACGGCGCAAAGCAUCCGCUGGUACAACUUGCGAGAGACUUUGGAUGGUGCCGUACCCAAAUACAUAACGUCUGACUGUGAGUUUGCACCCAGGCACCGCGCUGACACUUCUCUGGGUCGCCUACUGGAAUGUUUCACCCACUGGACAUAUGAAUACCACGGUCGACAAGCGUUACUUUGUGGCUUCCGUGGGGUUGAAUGGGCUAUCACCGAUGUCACUAUCAUGGACAACACCCGAGAUUGGUUCUUGCAGAACCCUUAUACCGGCGGUUUGCAAUUGUUUGCGUCAACUCAUGUAUGUGGACCUAUGUGUGGUGUGAUCGGUUUAACACAGCAACCUCCUUAUUACCCAGUUGGACCACCACCAAUCCAGCCCGAAAAUUGA